Numida meleagris (helmeted guineafowl) is the source of this 2449-nucleotide messenger RNA. Its product is annotated as ovocleidin-116-like. The transcript is spliced from 6 exons. Gene Ontology annotation, molecular function: extracellular matrix protein binding. The coding region runs from base 16 to 2307 and encodes 763 amino acids. Gene Ontology annotation, cellular component: extracellular matrix. Lineage: Eukaryota; Metazoa; Chordata; Aves; Galliformes; Numididae. The record is from RefSeq and is a predicted model, not a curated record. Gene Ontology annotation, biological process: biomineral tissue development.
CAGGCACAUUUUUAGAUGGAAAUUACUCCCCCCCGGCACCCGCGGACCUUGACAAAUGGCCCUGGGCUGGAGCUGAUUGGCUCUGGGCACCCCUGGGCAACUUUAAAUUUCGGCACAGGGCACAGAGCCCCCAGCAUCGCCUGCGGAACUGGGCUCCAAGCAGCACAGGAGCCGGUCAGGAUGCGUGCAGCCCUCUUCUGCCUCUGCCUGCUGGGCACCGUGCUGCCCACGCCCGUGCCACCUUCGGCCAGGGCAAGAGGAAACUGCCCUGGACAGCACCAGAUACUGCUGAAAGGUUGCAACGCCAAACACGGCUUCUACAUCUUCAAUUACUUGUACUCCAUCUUCACACAGAAGAACCAGACACAGGUCAAGAAAGAAGAAGGUAACCACCAGGGCACAAUCCAUGGCCGCUGGCUGGGUAAAGUGGAUGGGGAGGCCCCGGGGCAAGGCAUUGGAAGCAGCCAUGUACCAGAGGACCAGGACAGCCCCAAGCCCCACAGCCACAUCACUCCAGCAAGCAAAGGGGAAGGCCGUGCUCUGCGCCCCAGUAUUGGUGACAGCAGUGGUGUGCAUCCCACCUCGACCAGUGUGGAAGGCAGUGGCGACAUGGGUUUGAUGUUGCUGGGGGAGAUCAUCGAUGGUGAAGAUGGCCUCCCCCAAAGCGCCCACCCUGAUGGACUUCAUGGAGAUGGCAAUGGUGGUAACGGUGUUACACUGGGGGUCCUGGUGGAUGGGGCUGUGACAGAAGGGAGGGAGAGGGCCACUGAUGUUGAGGGGGCUAGGGGUGAGGGUGGCAGCCAUGCCACUGUGCCUGACCAAGGGCAGGUGGGCACUGUGGGGACGGGAGACUCUGCCAUCACCUCUGUCACCAAGAAGGAGGACGUCCACGUGGAUGCGGAAGGCAUAGAUGAGUUCGCAUACUUCCCCGAUGUCACCAUCACCCAGGGACUGGACAGUGAAACACAUAUCUCUCCGGAGGACGAGGUGAAGAUUUUCAUUGGAAGGGCCAAUAUCCAAGUGGGUGAGAAUGACAGCAGCGUAGGCGGCACUGGUGCUACCAGCGAGGCCAAUGUCAUCCCUACGGUGGUAACUGCCAGGUCCCAGGGACAUCCUGAGGAAUCGGUCACCAUAGCCACCCUGCACCAUGGGGACAGUGCCACCAGCAGCCCUGGGGGCCACCCUUCUGCAGGAAACAGUGGUGCCACUGCCAUCCACAGCAGACAAGAGCUGGGGGCCCCGAGCCCCUGGGAGAGCACUGACGGCGAUGUCACUGUCACCAUGGCAGCCGGUGGCCAAAGUGUCAAGGGGAGAAGUGGGCAGAGGCCAGUGGGAAGACACAAUCUUCCACCCACCAUGACAACUCAGGGUGCCAGACGCACAGCCUCCUCAGGGCUGACUACGGGGGACUGCAGCACUGCUGCCAGCACACCACCCGAGAAAGGGAGCCAGGCGGCCACUGCAGGGCAAGGAGAGAGCAGGGAGGUGGGGACAGCAGACACAGAGAGGCACAGGGCCAGGGUCCAGCAAGAGGUGGCACCAGCACCUGGUGUAGUGGGAGGAAUGGUGGCACCUGAGGGGCACAGGGCCAGGGUCCAGCAAGAGGUGGCACCAGCACCAAGCAUGGUGAGGACAGCAGCCCCAGAGAGGCACAGGACCAGAGCCCAGCAAGCAGUGGCACCAGCACCUGGUGUGGUGGGAGGAAUGGUGGCCCCAGAGAGGCACAGGACCAGGGCCCGGCUAGAUUCAGCCAGGCUGGGACAAGCACUGAGGCCAGAAGUGGCACCAGCACCCAGCAUGGCGGGGGGAAUUGUGGCCCCAGAGGGGCACCGUGCCAGGGGAUGGCCAGGGGCACCACCAGUACCUGGAGUGGUGGGGGUGCCCAGGCCAUUCCCCAGCAGAGCCCAUAGUGGGGACAGAAGGGAUGCCAUAGGGACAGCCACUGAUGUGCGAGGGGAUCCCUGGGUGCGAGGCAGUGCCCAUCACCAGGCUCACCACAACAGGGGCAGUGUGGCGGCAGGAGGCUUUUCCCACCUGAAUGCAGGGCAAAGACUGGAGGGCCUGGCAGAGCUGGAGCAUUCCAGGCAGGUGGAGCAGGUGAGGCAUGCCGACCGGCUGCACCUGCAUGAGCGGGCCCUGUACAGCCUCAGCGGGGCAGGCGGCCCCCUGCAGCCCCCCGCAGCCCAUGCUGAUCCCUGGAGCACCGAGAGCAGCCAAUCUUUCGAAGGGCAGUGGGGCAGCCACAGUGACAGCGGUGAGGAGGAUGGUGAGCUCAGGGGGUACCCCCAUGGCCAAAGGUCCCUCUGAGGAGCACCCUGAAAAGUGUCAGGGUGAUGCAGCACCCUCUCGGCGGCAUAGGGUAGCACUGUUUUCGAGGAAAGCUGUGGGGAGAAAAGCCCUCCAACCUCAUCAUGCUUCUGGAGAAAUAAAGGCAUUUCUGUCACUACGA